AUGGGCACACUUUAUAGACCUCGACUAAGACGACAAGAAAAAAAGAACUUGUCAAUUGUUACUUCUGCUGGAAUUGUAAGUGAAGUGUUAGCUGUUUAUUGGGAGUUAGCUGAAUUGUUUGAUAAACUUGAAAAUUGGGGUGAAGCAACUCAUAUUUAUGAAACUUAUUUGGAGAUUGUUACAAAUGGCGAAGAUAUCGAGAAACAAAAAAAUGCCAUGCAGCGUCUAAUGCAAAUAUACGAAAAGGAAGGGCGUCAUUACUUAAAGGAUUUAAUAGAGCAGAAAUUACAACACCUCGAUAGGAAGAAGAAGAAUAAAGAAUUGCAGUUACAAGAAUGGAAAUACCUUGGUGAAUCAACAAAACAUAAAGAAUUAUUCAAAAGACUUAUUGAGUAUGGGCGCAAUCCCAGCAUCAAGGUUGAAUAUGUGGGUGAUGUGCGUGUAAUUUUCUCAGACGAGUUUUGCAUCGGCAAAGGAAGUGAUGGAACACGUGUUUAUCUUGGACUGGGAAAAGAUGGUUACGGUAAAGCAGUGAAACGUAUACGACGAGAUAACAAUCUUGCUCUGCAAGAAAACACAAUUUUAAAUGAAAGCAAUGCACAGAAGUCGAAUUAUAUUGUAAAUUAUUACCACUUAGAAGAAGAUACCAGAACUGAAUAUGUCUAUUUGAAACUUGACCUAUGUGAAGAAUCGCUGGAGAGUUUUGUAAAAUCUUCUACUUUGAUGGAGCUUCAACAAUCUCUUCCCGAAAUUCUAAAGCAAAUUUUAAAAGGAUUAGCUGAUCUUCAUAGCGAACCAAAUCCAAUUCUUCAUCGGAAUUUAAAGCCUUCCAAUGUUUUGCAAGAUGCACAAGGUAAAUUUCUGAUAGCUGACUUUGGUAUUAACCGAAUAUUGAAGGAUGGCUCUGUGACAUAUACAAGCAACACUAACAGGGAAACUGAGUAUUGGAUGACUCCUGAAUCGUACGUUGUUAAUGAAGAGUCCGUUGAUAAAGCACGUUACAAAAAAGAGUCUGAUGUGAUGAAUGCAGGAAUGGUGGCUUAUUAUGUUGCAACAAAAGGGGAGCAUGCUUUUGGAACUGAAAAGAAUAGACUGAAAAAUUUGUUAGCUGGAAACCCUGUUGGAUUGGAAGAAAUUGGUGAUUUACAACUUAGAGAUCUUCUUUCAUGGAUGCUGCAACUUAAACCCGAAGACAGACCAUCUGCCGAAAAAGCGUUAAAACAUCCAUAUCUGCAAUCUGCCGAAGAGAACUUUGAUAUGUUGUGUGAUGUGGUCAAUGAACUGGAGAUGAAGAUAUGUGAUCCUCUCAACUCAGGUGUCCAUAAGCAGUUAAACUAUCCAGAAAACUGGAUGGACCGUAUCGACGAAGAGAUUUUUAACAAUUUCAAUGACUUUAACCCUACAUGGUUAGGCUGCUUAAAAUUUUUACAAAACGUUCGCGAGCAUUGGCAAGAUCAACCUCAUCCACAACUGCCGCCAAGUGAGGGGAACUAUAAAAAGUAUUUCCUGCACGUUUUACCGGAGCUUCCUUUUCUGGUGCACAGAAUCAUAAGGCAUAACAAAAAGAAAUCCACUCCAGAUCUGGAAGAACAAUUUGGUGAUGCAGAUGAUAAUUUGGAUGAACACUUUUCGAUGAACACAAGCUUUUCAGAAGAAGAGGGAAAACAACGUUUGGAAGUUCAAGAAGUGUUGCGUCAACCAUGGAAAUAUUGUGAUAAAUCAAUAAUGCAUCAGGAAAAGUUUAAAAAGAUGGAGGAAUAUGGACGCAAACAUCCAGAAAAAGUUACACUGCUCAGUGAAUUGCGUGUAAUUUUCAAGAAUACGUUUUUGCUUGGCAAGGGAAGUGAUGGAACCCGUGUUUACCUUGCCCUGGGAAACGAUGGUUAUGGAAAAGCAGUAAAGCGAAUACACAAAGAUAGCGGCAAAGACUUUGCAAAUCGAGAAAAAGAAAUUUUGAAUGAGUUGAAUGCAAAGCGCUCAAAUUAUGUUGUGAAUUUUUGGGAUUUAAAAGAGAACCUUGACGAAGAGUAUUUGUACGUGAUAUUAGAUUUGUGUGAAGAAUCUUUAGAGAGUUAUGUGAAAGCUUCUUCUUUGCAAAAUCUACAAAAAGUCGUUCCUACAAUUCUUAUGCAGAUUUUAAAAGGUUUAGCUGAUCUUCACAGUGGUCCGUGUCCUAUUCUUCAUCGAGAUUUAAGACCAUCGAACGUUCUUCGAGAUGUACAAGGAAAUUUUUUAAUCGCUGACUUUGGUAUAAGUCAUAUGUUAUCUGAUGAAACUUCGACACAUCUGAGCAUACAGAGAGGAGCUAAAAAUUGGAUAGCUCCAGAGUCAUAUGACAAAACAGAUGGAUCAAUUAAUAAAGUUCGUUACAAAAAAGAGUCUGACAUUAUGAAUGCAGGAAUGGUUGCUUAUUAUGUUGCAACAAAGGGAAAACAUCCUUUUGGAGAUGAACGGCUUAGACUGGACAACAUUUUGAAAGGAAACCCAGUUGGCUUGGACAAAAUCGAGGAUGCCACGCUCAAAGACCUUUUAUCGUGGAUGCUACAGUUAAUACCUGAAGACAGGCCAUCUGCCAAUAAGGCGUUAAAACACCCUUAUCUACAAUCAAACGAAGAGAAAUUUAACAUGCUGUGUGAUAUGGGAAACCAACUGGAGGUGAAACAUUCACAAGGUCAAAAUUCUCCCACUUCAGACGUUCAUACACAGUUGCAUGGUUCCACAGAAUGGAUGAAGCGUAUCGAUGAUGAAGUCGUCAAAGAUUUGAUCAACUUUGAAGUAAACGACAGUAUAAGAACUCUAAAGUACGAGUCUACAUGGGCAGGAUGCUUGAGAUUUAUACGAAACGUUAACCAACAUUGGCAAGAUAAGCCUCGUCCGCAUCUAUCACAAUAUGUGAAGCAAGGCAAUUAUAAAAAGUAUUUCUUGCAAUGUUUUCCUGAACUUCCUCUUCUGGUGCACAAAAUCAUUUGGUCGACUGACUGGAAAACAAGACCUGAUCUCAAGAAAUAUUUUACGAAUACCAAGUUGGUUGAACAACUUGAAGAAAUCAAUGGAAAGAAAAAUGAAGACAUAAAUGACGAUAUGGAUCUUGACGAAGAAACUAAAAGAGUAAAUGGAAGGAAAAACAAAGAAAACCCAAGUCAUGACGUAUUUUUGAAAGAUGGAUUGGAUAUGGAAGAGAACGAAGAUGUUGCUCGAAGUCAAAAACUGGAUUCUUACGAUAAAUCAUCAAUACAAAGCAGCGCGGGUGGUUUUGUGCGGAAUAAAUUUCGUCGUUUUUUGAUGUUGGGAAGCGAUACAAGCACUUUCUACACUUACCAAAGAACGUUAAGCUUAGGAAAUGCAACAGUCGUUUUGAAGCUUUUGGAAGAAGGAAGGGGUGUUGAAGUUGUCAAUGAAAUAAAGAAGUAUAGCAUUGAAGGACAAACUGUGAGACAGCAGGCCAUCGUGUUUUCUCUCGCUGUUUGUGCCCGGAAGGGAGAUCUUGCCACAAAAAGACAAGCAUACAAGGCUUUAACCAAGAUCUGUCGAAUUCCGACUCAUUUGUUUAUGUUUAUUGAGUUCUGCAAGCUGUUUAGUCAGCAUGGAAAAGGUUGGGGUCGUGCCCAUAGGAAUGCCAUAAAACGAUGGUACAAAGAAAAAGAUCCAUGGGAACUGGCCAUGGAUCUCACCAAAUAUCAAAAGCGUGAAGGAUGGUCACAUAGGGAUGUUGCAAGGUUAAUGCAUCUCAAGUCAGAAGGAACUGAUGUUUCUGAUGAGUUGUUUGUUAUAAUGAAGUAUGUUGUUUGUGGUUGGAAGGAGCUUUUUCAAUAUUUCUUUCCAGAAAAUAAGACAACUCCAUGUCGUCCUGUUGGAGAAAAUGGCAAUGCAAUGCUAGUGUUUUUUAUGGCAGUUGAAAACAUAAAAACAUCGCAAGAGGAGGCAAGAGUGGUUGAACUGAUAAAUCAACAUAAUCUUGUUCAAGAACAUAUUCCAACACAUUGGCUAAAGUCCAAAGAGGUGUGGGAUGCUCUGUUAAAGAAAAUGCCAAUGACUGCAAUGAUACGUAACUUAAACAAAAUGACUUCCAUUGGCUUGCUUGCUGAAGGAUUACCUCAAGUUAAAGAUGUUUGUAAAAAACUGUGCAAUGAGGAUCUGCUAAGAAAUGCACGUAUCCAUCCAUUCAACAUGCUGUUAGCUUGGAGAACAUACAUGUCUGGUAAGGGUGAGAAAGGUCUCAAGAAAUGGAAAGCCAACAAGGAAAUCGCCGAAGCAUUGGAGGAAGCAUUUUAUUUAUCAUUUAAGAAUAUCGAACCAACAGGUAAGAGUUUUAUGCUGGCUCUCAAUGUAAGUGGCUCAAUGCAAUUCAAUGGAUGCAUUGGUGCAAGUUCAAUAAAACCUCACAUGGCUUCUGCUGCAAUGGCUAUGAUGACAGCACGAACAGAAAAACAUCACAAAUUUGUUGCAUUUAGUCAUAAAAUAGUUCCGAUUAAAAUAUCCGGUAACAUGAAUUUGGAUGAAGUUCUAAAGAUUUAUGAUGAAAUUCCAAUAGGUAAAGCAGAUUGUGCUCAACCCAUGCUUUAUGCCAUUGACAACAAUUUGAAGAUUGAUGUUUUUAUUGUUUACACAAACCAUAAAACACAUCGUGGCGAAGUUCAUCCAAUGGUGGCUCUCAAACAAUAUCGUCACCAUUCAGGGAUUCGUGAUGCUAAACUUCUUGUGGUUGCCAUGACAUCAAAUGACGUCGCUAUUGCUGACCCAGAUGAUCCUGGAAUGCUUGUUAUAGCUGGCUUUGACUCUGCUGCAACACAAGUGAUGAGAGAGUUUAUCUUGGGGAAUUUUUAGAAGUUUUUAGUGAACAUCUCUGUAUUUUCUCUAUAACGAAUGUCCUCAUUAAGAUAUGACAAAAAUUCAUAAUUUUUGAUGGCUCAAGUUGAAUGUUGCAUGUGGUCAAUCUCCCUGUUAUGGCAUUUUUCCUAAAAAAAAACUUUAGCAAAAUACGGGAAAAUUAAAAGCAGGAUAGCCAACAGUCUGGACUACAUGCCGUGUUUUAUUCAUUUCUACAAUAAACUUCGUUAUUUGUACCAAGUCAAUUUGUCAAUUUAUCCAUAUUUUUCAUGCCUUGCCUUACAAAAGACAAUUUUUGCAAUUAUUCGCGAGUUGUCAGUUAUUUAAUGAUAAGCUUUUCGUCUUGAGAGAAGAAUUUUUUAUCAGAUUAUUUUUAUUUUGAUGGCUA
Xenia sp. Carnegie-2017 is the source of this 5215-nucleotide messenger RNA. RefSeq lists its product as uncharacterized. Gene Ontology annotation, cellular component: ribonucleoprotein complex. The coding region runs from base 1 to 4824 and encodes 1607 amino acids. Gene Ontology annotation, biological process: protein phosphorylation; mRNA processing. Gene Ontology annotation, molecular function: RNA nuclease activity; ATP binding; RNA binding. The transcript is spliced from 14 exons. Lineage: Eukaryota; Metazoa; Cnidaria; Anthozoa; Malacalcyonacea; Xeniidae. The record is from RefSeq and is a predicted model, not a curated record.